Molecule: messenger RNA, 531 nt
Organism: Histoplasma capsulatum G186AR
Lineage: Eukaryota; Fungi; Ascomycota; Eurotiomycetes; Onygenales; Ajellomycetaceae
Exons: 4
Coding region: 1-531 (176 amino acids)
Source: RefSeq, a predicted model, not a curated record
AUGCCCGCUGCGGCUUGGAGAUUGCUUGAGGGAGGAGCAGACGUCUCGGAUCCUAUCUUCAGAUAUUUAGAUCCCAUGAAUUUGACGAGUGCGACCGUCGAUCUGAGACAUAAUGGAGGGAGGAAAAAAAGGAAAAAAUCCUACCUUGACUUCGACCUGAAGGAACGAGGCCUGAAAUGGAAACUUGACCGAAAAAAAUUAGUAACCAUAUGCUGUUUCAAACGUUUCAACAGCCACGACGAAGCUGCAGACGCCAUAACGGGCGUUGCAAACCUUUUCCCUGGUCGGAUAUGUUCGAAGGCGCCUGGGAUAUUGAAGGGUAAAGUAGAGAGCGUCUUUGUUAUCCAAAAAGUCAACGGCCACGUAGGUGAGGGGGGAGACGUCAAUCUCCUGAGAGAAUUUUCCGGCUACUGUAAGCACUCAUCGGGGUGGAGCGAUGGAGCCAUGAAAGAGAACGGAAGGGAAAUGGGGGAAAUGCAAGAAGGCAAAGUAGAAAAGAGGCACAAGUGUGGAAAGACCAGCUAUGCUUAG